Molecule: messenger RNA, 1014 nt
Organism: Acaulospora morrowiae
Lineage: Eukaryota; Fungi; Glomeromycota; Glomeromycetes; Diversisporales; Acaulosporaceae
Source: the annotation of a GenBank genome assembly
AUGUUGCGUUCAACCCUUCGCAGUAACAUUUUCGCUACCAAACUCAAAUAUCUUGUGAAUUCUAAUCGAUGGUAUACUUCGUCCUCUUGCCAUUAUGGCAUGUGUAUUGACAUCGAUGGGGUACUUAUAAAGGGUAAUAACGUAGUACCCGAAGCCAAGCGAGCACUUCAGUUUCUUAAUGGUGAUAACUUGUUAAAUAAAAAGAUUCCAUUCAUUUUGUUAACGAAUGGAGGAGGUGAAACCGAAGAAAGCAAGGCAGAGAAAAUGAGUGAAAAGCUAGAUUUUCUGAUAAAACCUUCCCAAAUAGUAUUAUCCCAUUCUCCCAUGGAAAAGCUCGUUCCCAAGUACCGUGACAGUGAAAUCUUGGUUAUUGGAGGUAAACGAGAUGAAUGUAGAAUUGCUGCGGAAAACUAUGGUUUCAAAAGAGUCGUAAUACCAAAUGAUAUCUUAGUCUGGAACCCGAGUAUUUGGCCAUUCUCCAACUUUCGUGAAGAGGAUUUAAAAUGGGCUAGGAUAGCUUUAGAUGUUUUACGUAGUAAAGAUGGUUAUAUUGGAACGAUAGCGAGCCAACGUGAUUUAUUGAACCAUCAGAUACCAUUAUUUUUUUCGAAUCCCGAUAUUAUGUGGUCAACAGAAUUUCCUAAUCCCAGAUUUGCCCAAGGAUCAUUUAGAAUUGCGUUAGAAUGUUUAUUCGAAAAAUAUACAGGCUUAAAAUUAAAAUCCGAAUGGUUUGGAAAACCGGAGACGGUAACAUAUGAAUACGCGCACAUGAUGUUGGAAAAUUACGCAUACGAGUUGACGGGAGAUUCUUUGCCAAAUAGAAAAAUCUAUGCCGUUGGGGACAACCCUGCAUCAGACAUUGCAGGAGCAAAUAGGCAUGGAUGGCAUUCGAUAUUGGUCAAAACAGGCGUAUUUCAGGGUGAAGGCAAUGAUUUGAAAGAUCCAGCAGACCAUGUGACUGAUAAUGUUUUGGGUGCUGUGAAAUGGAUGUUUGCCAACGAAGAAGGACAUUGA